This is a messenger RNA of Exophiala bonariae, 4785 nucleotides long. RefSeq lists its product as uncharacterized. NCBI's taxonomy places the organism in Eukaryota, Fungi, Ascomycota, Eurotiomycetes, Chaetothyriales, Herpotrichiellaceae. Gene Ontology annotation, cellular component: RQC complex; cytosol. The transcript has a single exon. Gene Ontology annotation, molecular function: ubiquitin protein ligase activity; ribosomal large subunit binding; zinc ion binding. Gene Ontology annotation, biological process: rescue of stalled cytosolic ribosome; ribosome-associated ubiquitin-dependent protein catabolic process. The coding region runs from base 1 to 4785 and encodes 1594 amino acids. The record is from RefSeq and is a predicted model, not a curated record.
AUGAGCAAGAAAUUCAAGUCUCAUGCCUCCAGUGCUCGUGCUGCUUCCGCAUCUGCCGCUGCCGCUGCCUUUGGCUCAUCCUCAUCCUCAUUUGGCUUUGGCGGCUCCUUCCAAACUGCGCCUUCGUCUCUCUCCUACAUAACCGAAUUUCCUGAUUUAAGCAGUAUCAGUGACCCCAAUGUGAUCGUCUCCCUGAGAAACUUGGGCAAAAAGGACAGCACCACCAAAUCAAAAGCCCUGGAAGAGUUGCAAGAAUACAUCACUUCAGCGCAGGUAGUCGAGUCCGGUCUACUCGAUGCAUGGGUCAGCCUAUAUCCCCGAACUUCGAUCGACAAUUCUCGGAGAGUGCGCCAACUUUCCCAUACUGUACAAGGUGCUCUGACUGUUUCGUCUGGCAAACGAAUUGCUCCGCUCCUGCCCCGGGUCAUUGGUUCUUGGCUUUCAGGUGCCUACGACAGCGACAAGGCGGUGGCUCGUGCCGCUCAGGAAUCCAUUGCUACCUCCUUCUCGACGGACGAAAAGAGGAGGGCUCUGUGGAAAGUGUACAAGGAUGCUCUUGUCAAGUACGCCCAGGACGCGAUCUUGGAUCAGACUCCCCAAACUCUAAGCGACGAACGUUCCACCAGUCCAGACGAUGCUGAAGCCAAAUUUAUUCGAGUGGUCGGGAAUGGCAUGCAUAUGCUGACUCAGACCAUCAAGCUCAAUUUCGAGGGUGCUUCUUCUGCACCUGAAGACGUUCGCGAAUUGGUGACAAACAAAAGACUCUGGGAAUAUGCCUACCAUUCGGAUCCGUCACUAAGGAGAGGAACAUACAGUUUGAUUGUUCUAUGCAUACGCUCAUUUCCUUCGGACCUGGAUUAUAAAAUCGUCAGUACGACCUUCGUUGGCAAAGCGCUGCACAUUUCCCAAUUGGGCUCAAGCACUCAACUCUCAGAGGCACUAUUAUCGUUGACCAACGUGCGCCCUGAGUUGUGGACCAGCGAUUACACACUCAAGACUUCCUCCUCGAAACGUUUGCAACAGUACCUUCGCAAUGGCUCCCAACAUGGCUUGGUGGCCUGGUGGAAGAAUACGGCCCUUCUGUUGAGGAAGCUUCCUUCGUCAAUCUUGUCACCCAACUCAGACGAUAGAGUUGUGAAUCAACAAGAUGUCUCUCUUAUUCUUGACUCGCUGAGAACCGGUAUCAGUCACCGUGACGAACCUCGUAAUAAUCUGGACACUGCAUGGAACGUCUAUGUUGAAACAGCUUUCUGGCUGAUAGACCAGUUGCCGAGUGCGGAGUCAAAUGAGCUACUCUUUAACGAGAACCUCCUACCCGUGAUUCUCCACUAUAUCUCUCCUAAUCCUCAGAUUUCGGCAUGGGUUGUUCCCACUCUUUCGGCUCCAAAGAUUUGUUCUCUUGCUCUUUUGGCUACACUUCAGCGCGGCCUUGUUGCGCUGUUUCGAACGACAUGGGAGAACAUCGCUCAAUCAAUCGCUGAUGGAAUGAGACUUUCGCUGCCAGAGUCCUCUGCGGAUUUCAAAAAGUCACAAGAUGCUGUCAUUGCAUGCACGCUACGGUUCUUACGGUUGAGAACUUUAGUACUUCAGGGAGACUGUCCCGCAGAUGAUACUCGGCCGCAACUCCUUGAAAUUUUGAGAGCCUCGGACGACUUCCUCACAGCCACAGCGAUCCACAUCCUUAAAGCGCGAAAUGGGAAACCAUAUGGCGCUGCGGCUUUCCUGGAGACGAUGAUAACCCAACCAGAACACUCAGAAAGUAGUUCACUGACCAAUUUCCUAGCUGCAGAUGUCCCGACUUUGAUUGACAGCCCUUCUGCUGAAUAUUUCAUUGGAAUCCAACUUCAAGCCAAGAAUAACCUCUCUCAAACUAUCUCCACCCUGAUCCAUCCAGAGUUGAAUCAGUACAAAGUCAAUGCGCUAGUGAGACUUCUGAGUCAAGCCUCAAGCCAGGAUAUAUCGCAAUCUGAUGAUCUUACUCAAUUCAUCUCCCAACGAAUUGUCGAACACUUGGAUGAAGAAGUUACUCAAGCGCUCACAAAAGCUGCACUGCAAAAUCCCAAACUCAAGGACUCGGAGAGUUCAAGUCUAUGGUAUGGCAGAUUACUGAAUCGCUUGCAUCAGGAGACAGACCCAAUGACGCAGCAUUCCACACUUGAGUUCAUGUCGAGCCUGCUACCAACAUCUAAUUCAACUCUUCCAACUCUCUCUGAAACCUCCGGAACGGCCUUACUCUCCAGCCUGCUAAUAUUAUCGGACUCCCAACAUACUGCGGUAGCCGAACUCUCAGCUUCACUGGCGUCUAAGCUUAGAUCAUUACCUUCUGUGGGCGAGUCGGUAAAUGCUGUUUCUUCGAAAGAAUUGAUCGCGGAACAAUUGUCAGGUGAAGGAGCUCCUCUGCCCAUCUUCACCGUUAUUGAUCUGGCCAAUGAAGAAUUUGGAAAGGCCAAGCAAGAAACUACAGCUUCAUAUCCCUCAAUCUUGCCAUCUAAAGAUCAAUGGUCUACUGCUCUAGAGCCCUACCUCUCUACGGCUCGAAAUACAUCCUUGGCCAUCACGAGCCCUCUUCAAGGUCUGCUCUUCCUGAUUGCACCAGACAUUUCUAUCACGAUCGCGACGCCAACGACUGAUGCGGAAGGUUUUUCCUUGUUGUUCCGACUUACUCUGUACACAACGAAAGUACUGUCCAACGCCACGAUCCUCGAGCACGUAUCCGAGGAGCAGAAGAUCUCCACCUUCCGCCACUACCCACUCGCUUUCCAGCUACUCAACGAAAAGUUUACUCUGGAUUCCGCGAACAAGUUAUGGCUAAAUAAUAGCCUGGAGAUUAUCGAUGAAGCAGCCGAUGUUCUUGCUCAAGGCUCGACACUACUUCAAGAUUGGUCACAAACGGAAGCUAUGGUUACAUUAUGGUCCGAUUUGAUUCAUUCCACGAGUAGCUUGAGCCCUCCUGCAUAUCUGGACGGCCUGGCCUUCACGGAUAUCAUGUCCAGACACAUCGAUGUGCAAGGUCCAGCGCCUAUAUUGACUGCUUUCGAGAAAGAUAUCGCAAAUGUACACCGAUCUACCAACCUGGUCCGAUCUGUAAGCCUUCUUUCAGCGACACACGACUAUCUCAUUGGCGCCCAGAAUGGUAGAAGAAUCCUCAACGAAUUGAUUGCCCUUUGCACGGAGCUCAAGACUUCCCAGGAGCCAUCGGUAACAGUCGGGCGUCUCGUACUGUUGAACACACUACUCGGUGGCAAUGCUGAUGCAUUGGAGACAAUACCCAAUCAAAGAGUUGUAUUCUUGAUGCAGGCAUUGCUUCGGUUACUCGGUGACACUUCGGACGAUACUGCUGUACAGUGUGAAGUGAUGAAGCUCCUGGACCCUGUCAUAUCGGCGACGGCUGACAUCUACGGCGACCACUGGGAGCAAAUCUUAGAUCAUCUGAGCAAAGUCUGGGUAAAUGACAAUCAGCAGGAUAAUCUUCCUCUCUUGCAUGCAAGUUUGAGGCUCUACGGGCGGCUGAAGACCCUCUCUAACGUCGAGGAUAUCAAUGAGGAUUUGUCUGAAGCCUGGGCAUCGAAGAAACCAGAACUGGAAGACGGUCUCAAGCAAUGUCUAGAGAGUUUUUCGGAAUCGGCACCAGGCAUCAAUCAACCCCGUCGAAUAACUGCCGACCUUCUAAGGAGGCAUAUUGUGCAAAUCUCUCCUUCUCAUGAUCCAAAGUUAUAUCUCCUGUUAUCGUCAGCAGAAGAUUCUGUGCGUGGUGCAGCGUAUGAUCUCCUUCACCGGUCAAUACCAAAAGAACAAGAAGGGAUUUCCUUGGAUCUGGCUUUGGAGAAAGUUGCCGUGCAUCUGCCAACAGACCUAACAAAUCUGUUGAUUGACACGCCCAGUCCAUCAGAACACACUCCAGCUACAGCCCGUCAGAGUUAUCUUCUGGCUUGGCAUUUGGUCUUUGACCAUUUCACCACCGCAUCGUACCAACUCCGAGAAGCUUAUAGCGUGGAUAUCAAGUCACAGAAUAUUCUCCCUGGUCUACUCAACCUGAUCUGUGAUGUAUGUCGCAUCACUAGUGGACGACCUUUGGACGUAUCUAAAGUUGAUGUCAAGUCCUUCGAGCCCAGCUCUGCCGAGACGGAACAAGCAGAAGAACAACACCUGGUGGUACACCUCUACUACUGCUCCCUUCUCUUCCUUCCUAGUCUGACGCGCAGCUGGUUCAUCGAGCAGAAAAACCGCGUUAAAACACCGCUGGAAACCUGGACACAGAAGUACUUCACCUCAACCCUGACCUCGACCGCCAUCGCGACCGUAACCGAGUGGGUGGCAGCUCAACCCCAAGACGACACCGAAGCAGCCAUCACCGUCAAAUCCUCCACCAACGGCUCCGAAGCCGUCGCAUCCAUCGCCGUUGACCCGGAGUCCCCACCCAUCUCUCUCGCCAUUACUCUGCCCAGCAGCUACCCUCUUGAGUCUCCCACCGUUUCAUCGCGGACACGAGUGGGUGUCUCGGAGAAGAAUUGGCAAUCGUGGCUGCGCACAUUCCAGAUCAUCAUCUUCAGCACCGGCAGCAUCAUUGAGGGACUCAUCGCAUUUAGACGCAAUGUCCAGGGCGCGUUGAAGGGCCAGAGCGAAUGCGCCAUCUGCUACAGUAUUAUCGGCACGGACAUGCAAACGCCAAAUAAGCGCUGUGGGACGUGUCGGAACACAUUCCACAGUGUCUGCUUGUUCCGGUGGUUCAAGAGCUCCAAUUCAUCGAGUUGUCCGCUUUGUCGGAAUAAUUUCAACUAUGCUUGA